Molecule: messenger RNA, 1552 nt
Organism: Ricinus communis (castor bean)
Lineage: Eukaryota; Viridiplantae; Streptophyta; Magnoliopsida; Malpighiales; Euphorbiaceae
Product: GDSL esterase/lipase At4g10955
Exons: 2
Coding region: 258-1427 (389 amino acids)
Source: RefSeq, a predicted model, not a curated record
AAAUGGAUCCGCGUGAGAAGCACGUACAGAUCCAAUUGCUUAAGUGCCACAGUUUCAUUUAACGAAAGAAAAAGAAACCGACAACUUGACAACAUGGAAAUAAUAUGACCGUUGGAAGAUAAAGAAGAAAAAAGAAAAAGAAAAAGAAAACUUUUAAAAGAGAAGCCAAAGAAUAUGAAACCAUUCUCUUUGUCAACAAGACAGAAUACACCCACUCUUUCUCUUUCAUUUCUUUCUUCUUAUUGUUCUCUGUAUUGAUGAAGAGAGGCAGAGAAGAGGGCAGCAGCGACAUGGAUAUCCAGGUUACAGAGGCAGAAGAGGAAGCACAUCCAUAUGCAUUUCAUGUUUCUGGGCCUCGAAAUGUUGCUUCUCCUAAUUGGAGAGACCUCAUCAAUUCCAGUUGGAAGGAUGAGAACUAUAAGAGAACAGUAAUUGCCUGCUUCAUUCAAGCAGUAUACUUGCUCGAGCUUGACAGACAAGAGCAUAGAACAGAAGAGAAUGCCCUUGCUCCAAAGUGGUGGACGCGCUUCAAGUACAAACUGACACAAACAUUAGUUGACGAAAGAGAUGGAUCGAUAUUUGGCGCAGUAUUAGAAUGGGAUAGAACUGCAGCAUUUGCUGAUAUGAUACUCAUUAGACCUAGUGGAGCGCCUAAGGCCGUUUUAGCACUCCGAGGAACACUACUCAAAGGCCCAACGAUGCGUAGGGAUAUUGAGGAUGACCUCCGCUUUCUGGCUUGGGAAAGCUUGAAGGGUUCUGUUAGAUUCAAAGUAGCACUAGACGCUUUAAAACUGGUUGCUGAAAGCUAUGGAAGCAGCAACGUAUGCAUUGCUGGCCAUUCCUUGGGUGCUGGCUUUGCUUUACAAGUUGGAAAAACAUUAGCUAAAGAAGGGGUAUAUGCGGAAGCCCAUUUAUUCAAUCCUCCUUCGAUUUCUAUAGCUAUGAGCUUAAGGAAUAUAGGGGAAAAAGCUGGAAUUGCUUGGAAGAAACUUAAAUCAAUGCUUCCUUCAAAUAGUGAAUCUCAGGCUACAAAUGAUGCUGAGGACAAGACUUCUAUUGUAGGAUUGAGGAAUUGGGUACCUAACUUCAGGGAAAAAACUUCAGUAGGGUUAAAAAAAUGGGUACCUCAUCUAUAUGUGAAUAAUAGUGAUUAUAUAUGUUGCUACUACACUGAUCCUGAUGGAGGAGCUCAAGAUAAAAAUGGUGAUGAUAAGGAGAAUAGGGGUGAUACAAAUGGUGGACAAGUUGCAGCAAAGCUGUUUGUGAUGUCCAAGGGAAAGCAGAAGUUUAUGGAAGCUCAUGGGUUAGAACAAUGGUGGUCUGAUGAUUUGCAGCUUCAACUUGCUCUUAAUAAUAGCAAGCUGAUAAGCAGGCAACUGAAAUCAUUGUAUAGCCUUCCAGCCCCACAACCAACACACAGAAUGUGAUGAUGCUUUCAUUGUUUUGCUGCACAUUGUUAUUCCUGUUACCAUUCUGGUGUUUGUAACUGCUUACAAAUGUGAUAAAAGGAAAAUUGCAUUUAUUCUUUAUACAAUCUUUUUUAUUCUGGUAA